Messenger RNA from Phanerochaete carnosa HHB-10118-sp, 898 nucleotides. RefSeq lists its product as uncharacterized. Gene Ontology annotation, cellular component: Golgi apparatus; endosome. The coding region runs from base 125 to 784 and encodes 219 amino acids. The transcript is spliced from 4 exons. Gene Ontology annotation, molecular function: GTP binding; GTPase activity. The record is from RefSeq and is a predicted model, not a curated record. Lineage: Eukaryota; Fungi; Basidiomycota; Agaricomycetes; Polyporales; Phanerochaetaceae.
UCCCGCCCUACGAACAAGAGUCCUCGCUUUUUGUGCAUACGCUGCGAACUCCUUACGGAUUCAGUGCUGUUUCGACACUUGGACUGACUCGCGAAUCAUUCUGUCCUCGUAAGACUAAACCACUAUGGUUGAAGUUCGUCAGCAAGAGGAGCAAGCGAGCACUGUACAGUGCAUAAAUAUCGCUGUCAUCGGCGACAGGUCAACUGGGAAGAGCUGCCUAUCGAUACGCUUUACCGAGGGUGAUGGGAUGGACCCCGAAGUCCUCAACAACAUGACUGCAACGAUAGGUAUAGGCACGCUGACGAAGGACAUAUUGCUGGACGGGAAGAAGCUGAAUGUGCUCUUGUGGGACACUGCAGGGCAAGAGCGGUUCCGUUCGUUGUCCCGCAGUUAUUACCGCCGUGCCGACGCCAUCAUGCUAGUUUACGAUAUCACCAACCGCCAGAGCUUCGAUGCACUGCCGUCCUGGUACACCGAGCUCAAGGAUCAUGCGGGCGAGAGCGUUGUGACCGCAGUAGUAGGUACCAAGGUCGACCAGGAAUCAUCGCGUCAAGUGCCGUACCAAGAAGGCCACCGCUUCGCUCAGCUGCACGACAGCCUCUUCUUCGAGACAUCCGCAGUGUCUGGUGAAGGCGUCGAAGAACCGUUCACGGAACUCAUUCGCAAGGCUAUUGCGACAAAGAAGACGGUAUAUCCCCCUCGACGACGCGCAUCCCGGGCGCAGCCUCAGGUUCGGUUGAGCAUGCCAUCCCCCGCUCCCAGCAAAGCGUCUAAGUGUUGCUGAGCGCCGGUUACUUUCUCGCUCAGAAUGGAACAUUCUGUAUUAUAGUGUUACUAUUAGCAUGGUGUGUGUAUGUUCGGAUGCAAGAAUGAUAUGUAAAGAUCAUGGUUCCUUUAC